This is a messenger RNA of Bufo gargarizans (Asiatic toad), 1035 nucleotides long. RefSeq names its product cytochrome P450 2H1-like. The transcript is spliced from 6 exons. Gene Ontology annotation, molecular function: heme binding; iron ion binding; oxidoreductase activity, acting on paired donors, with incorporation or reduction of molecular oxygen, reduced flavin or flavoprotein as one donor, and incorporation of one atom of oxygen. The record is from RefSeq and is a predicted model, not a curated record. NCBI's taxonomy places the organism in Eukaryota, Metazoa, Chordata, Amphibia, Anura, Bufonidae. Gene Ontology annotation, biological process: xenobiotic metabolic process. Gene Ontology annotation, cellular component: intracellular membrane-bounded organelle; cytoplasm. The coding region runs from base 1 to 864 and encodes 287 amino acids.
AUGACUGCAGGAUCAGACAACACUGGUUUUCUUUUAAACUUGUUCCCCAAAAUUAUGUCCUACAUUCCUGGUCCUCACCUAAACCUAUUUAAAAUUAUGGACAAAAUCAAACAAUUUAUUAAGGAUAUGGUGAAAACCCACCGAAAGACCAUGGAUAAGAACUGCCCUCGUGAUUUCAUAGACUGCUUCCUCAUGAAGAUGGAGGAGGAAAAAAGAAACCCAGACACUGAAUUUCUCGAGGAGAACCUAGAGGCGACAAUAUUAGACUUAUUCUUAGCUGGAACAGAGACUACAAGUUUGACACUGAGAUAUAGCUUUCUUAUACUCAUGAAAUAUCCUGAAAUACAAGAGAAGAUCUACAGAGAGAUUGAUAAUGUAAUCGGCAAAGAUCGCUGUCCAUUAAUGGAAGACAAGAGUAAAAUGCCGUACACAGAAGCUGUAAUGAAUGAGAUCCAGAGAUUUGCUGAUAUUGCUCCUUUAGGAGGGCCUCAUUCUCUCAGCAAGAACACAACCUUCAGAGGAUUUGACAUUCCAAAGGGAACCAUGGUGUUUCCAGUCCUGACCUCUGUCUUGAAAGACCCAAAACAAUUCAAGAACCCAAAUGAAUUUGACCCGAGACACUUUCUCAGUGAGAAUGGUUGCUUUAAGAAAAAUGAUGCAUUUAUGCCAUUUUCUUCAGGCAAACGUGUGUGUAUGGGAGAAGGCCUGGCUCGCAUGGAGUUUUUCCUCUUUUUAACCACAAUACUGCAAAAGUUUACCUUGGAGCCGACAAUAGACAGAAAGAAUCUGAACAUAAGACCUGAGCCCAACACCAACGCUUCAAGACCUCAUUCAUACCAGAUGAAGGUUGUCCCUCGUUUUUGAGUUGAAGAUGAACUUCGUUCAUAAAGGAAACCUAAAAGAUCUAGAAUUUACAAACAGAAGACAGCUCUAAAUAUUGAAGAUUAUCAAUUGCAAAAAAAAAGCAAUACAAAGACUAGUUUCCUAAAAAAUUCAUAUAUCCUAUUUUUAUUUUUAGCACGGGUGAUACCUGGA